Molecule: messenger RNA, 5127 nt
Organism: Felis catus (domestic cat)
Lineage: Eukaryota; Metazoa; Chordata; Mammalia; Carnivora; Felidae
Gene: EFCAB6
Product: EF-hand calcium binding domain 6
Exons: 32
Coding region: 364-4881 (1505 amino acids)
Cellular component (GO): nucleoplasm
Molecular function (GO): calcium ion binding
Source: RefSeq, a predicted model, not a curated record
UCAACGAGUGUCGCCGUUGCUCGGGCAACAGCGUCCUAGAGCCGGCGAGUGGGCUGGGCUUCUGUGGCCGAGCGGCCCGGGGUCCCCGCGCUCUGCUGUGGCCCCGCGAGGCGGAGAAUCGAGAAGGGGGCUCGGCCACCCACCUCUUCCCCGUGCGCAGAGAGGUCCACAGCGCCCACGCUGUGACUCCGACAGGCCGACGGGCACGCGGAGACACAACCAGCUGCAGGAAGAUGUUUCGUGGUCGGGUGCCCACCCGGCGCGGGACGCCACUGGGAGGCCCCUGGCUGUUGACAAGGCAGUCGCUUUAAGAAAGCUUCUCUCCAGAACCCACAGUUUCCGAAGUAGUUAAUUUCGAAGGAAAUGAGACGAAAUAGCCCCCAGACGAAUGCUGCCACGGUCAACAGCACCAAGUCCUGCGGUACCAAGGCCAGGGAUUUAAUGUGCAAAAUGGCGGUUAUACAGGACUGGCAUAUUUCGUAUCCUCCCACACACAAGUUCAUGAAUUUAAGACCUCACUCUUCACCGUGUAGAGUGUAUUCAAGGAAUGGUUCCCAACGUGUGUUUAGACCUUCUUCAACCACUGCUAUGGCAAAUCCGAUACUGUCCUUCUUAGAUGUCAAACGGAUUUUAUUUCAAAAAAUUACCGAUAAAGGAGACGAGUUGAGAAAGGCCUUUCAGCUGCUCGAUACCAAUCACAACAUGACAGUGUCGAAGAGUGAGCUGAAAAGAAUUAUCACAACCUUCCUGAUGCCUCUCACAAGAGAACAGUUUCAAGAUGUCCUGGCUCAGAUCCCCCUCACCAGCUCUGGUGCCGUUCCUUACCUUGAAUUCCUGUCCAGGUUCAGUGGGAUGGACCUACAUGUAAAUGUUAUAAAGAGGGGAGGUGGGAAUGAAAUGAAUUGCAGUCGGACAGUAAAAGAACUUGAAAUCCAAGUAGGAGAAAAGAUUUUCAAAAACAUGAAAACUGUUAUCAAAGCCUUCAAGCUCAUUGAUGUUAACAAGACUGGUCUGGUCCAGCCCCACGAGCUGAGGAAAGUUCUGGAGACCUUCUGUUUGAAGAUGAAAGACGAUGAAUACAAAAAGUUUGCAAAACACUACAACAUUGAUAAAGACACCACAGUGGACUAUAAUGUUUUCUUGAAGAACCUCAGUGUAAAUAAUGACUUGAAUCUUAGAUAUAAAACGGGAAAUCCAGAGGUCUCCUGGGAGAGUCAAUCCGUCAAAAAUUCCAAAAGGGAGUGCCCUCACAGCUCUGUUUCAUCCGAAGAGGUCUGGAAAAACUGCUCCCUGGAAGAAGUUGAGACGGCCUUCUGCCAGGAGCUUUCCAAGUCCUAUGGAAAGGUUGAAAAAGCCCUGAGUGCAGGGGACCCCUCCAAAAGUGGCUGUGUGUCUUUGAAUUACCUAAAGAUUGUCUUCGACACCUUUGUGUACCGAUUACCAAGGAGGAUUUUUAUCCAGUUAAUGAAGAGAUUUGGACUUAAAACCACCGCUAGAGUCAAUUGGAAACAAUUUCUAACCUCAUUUUAUGAGUCCCAGUGGUUGGAAGUCAACAACACAGUUCCCCCGACCGAAAGAAACAGCAUCACUUCUAAAAAUCAAUCUUGCGAGGAAAACAUUAUCCCCAAGUUAUCUAGACACGAGGGUCACUCUGCGUCACUGAAGAAAGCACUACUGAACGCCAAGACCAAACCCGACGGACGAAUAACAGGGGAAGAAUUGCGACAUAUUCUAAAUUGCGAGGCUGUAAAAAUCAGCGAUUCAGAAUUCAAAGAACUAAUGCAGACCCUUGACCCUGGGGGCACUGGAUGGGUCAACGUCAACACGUUCAUCCAACUGCUUGAAGAGAACCCUGAGGUGGAAGAGAUCGUCCAUGACUCAAUUACUAGGAAUCUGCAAGCCUUCUAUAAAAUGCUACAGGCAUAUGACCUCGGAGACACAGGGCUCAUUGGUCAAAAUAAUUUCAAGAAAAUCAUGCACAUAUUCUGCCCCUGUUUAACAGCUGAGCGUUUACUGAAACUCUGCAGUAAGUUUCAGGAUAUCACUUCAGGAAGAAUCCUUUACAAGGAACUUUUGGCACGUGUCGGAAUUAGCGGUCCACCCACCAUCUCUCCAGCUCUUGUUCCAAAGGAUCAAGUGUUCGGUGAACAUUUUAAUAAAGAGGAACAGCAGCAGCCAGACCUUCCUGAGAGAACCAAGCCCACUGGGGACAAAAGCACCCUGACCAAGAAAACGACUAAGGAGGAAGUGGUCGAAAAACACAAAAGAUGCAUACAGCAGCAGGACCCAACAUUCCGAAAAAUAUCUCUUGACUUCGGCAAGGAGCCGGCUGGCAAAGUUAACGUGCAUGACUUCAAGAAGGUACUGGGAAAUCGCGAAAUGCCCGUGGAUGAUGACCAGUAUGCUCCGCUCACUGCAGAAGUAGGACAUGAGAAAGGAGGGACGAGCUACCUGGACUUGGCGGCAGGCCCUGGAGACGCUCCGAGGAAUGGGCCAGAAGGGGCUCCAUCGCAGACUCCGGUUCUUUCGAAGAGUAACUUGGACGGCUACUUUGUAACCGCUGAAGAGUGCGUGAAGCGCUUCCCCCAGAGACUGAAGGAAGUCUUCCGGGACCCCUACUCCGCCUUCUUUAAAAUCGACACUGACAGGGAUGGCAUCCUCCACACGCGCGAUGUCCACAGACUGCUACGGCUCUUACUGUUCAAUCUGAAAGACGACGAGUUUGAGCGUUUCCUGGGCCUUCUGGGCCUGAGACUCAGCGUCACGCUGAAUUUUCGGGAAUUUCGAAAUCUGUGUGAGAAGACGUCUUUGAGAACAGACGACCCGCCUCAAAGACUCGUUAGACCAAAACAGAAGGUCGCAGAUUCAGAACUAGCUUGUGAGCAGGCUCAUCAGUAUCUUGCUACCAAAGCAAAAACCAGAUGGUCAGACUUAUCUAAGAAUUUUAUAGAAACCGACAGUGAGGGCAACGGCAUUCUUCGGCGGCGGGAUAUAAAGAACGCGCUGUACGGUUUUGAUAUUCCUCUAACACCGAGGGAGUUUGAAAAGCUCUGGAUGAGCUAUGACACCGACGGAAGAGGACACAUAACUUACCAAGAAUUUUUACAGAAAUUGGGGAUUAACUACUCGGCAGACAUUCAUCGGCCCUAUGCCGAGGACUACUUCAACUUCAUGGGCCAUUUCACGAAGCCACAGCAGGUGCACGAGGAGGCCCGGCAGCCGCAGCAGAGCCCAGACAGGGCCGCGCCGGCCAGGGACAAGCUUAAAGACCACUAUCAAGAUAUCAGCAAAGCACUCACCAAAGUCGAUCCAUCCCCAAAUGGCUACAUACCCGUAAGCAAGAUGCAGGAAGUGUUGCGGGGAUGCGGUUGUCACCUGAAGGAAGAGGACCUGGCCGAUCUUCUGAACAGCUGGGGAAUCCGCUGGCACGAUAACUCCUUCAAUUACCUUGACUUCUUGAAGGCGGUGGAGAACAGCGAGCCAACAAGACCUCCGCCAAGAGACAAAGAGGGCGCGCCCCUCACUUUUGCGACACUAGACCCGGCGGAGGUUGUGAAGAGUAUCCAGGAAGUUGUCGACUCCUCCAAUGCGGCUUUGUCAACGGCAUUUUCUGCAUUGGAUAAAGAGGACACUGGGUUUGUAAAGGCUUCAGAUUUUGGACAAGUUCUUAAGGAUUUCUGUCACAAACUCACAGAUAACCAGUAUCAUUAUUUUUUGAGAAAACUAAAAAUUCAUCUAAGCCCCCAUAUAAAUUGGAAAUAUUUUCUCCAGAACUUCGACUCUUUCUCCGAAGAGACUGCUGCCGAGUGGGCCGAGAAAAUGCCCCAAGGCCCACCACCCACGACUCCCAAGGAAACAGCACACCAGGAGCUCCUGGCUCGGAUCCACAAGGCAGUGGGCUCCUGUUACUGUGCGAUUGCUCAGGAGUUUGACAACUUCGACACCAUGAAAACGAACACCGCCUCCAGGGACGAAUUCAGGGCUCUUUGUGCUCGCCACGUGCAGGUUCUGACCGAUGAGCAAUUCGACAGACUGUGGAGCGAGAUGCCGGUCAAUGCCAAGGGGAGGCUCAAGUAUCUGGACUUCCUGAGCAUGUUCAGCUCCGAGAGAGGGGCCGCACCGCCAGCCAGUGGCAGUUCCACCAAGGCCCAGAAAGGCUGCAGCGUUCCCGAAGUCUCAGAGAGAAGCAGAUCCGCAGCUUCAUCGACGCCCGCUCCCGACCUCAAAGCGGGGUUGAAAACGCAGAGCCACCCCCCUACCCCGGCCAGUGCAAGCCCAGCAGACACGCUGCCCCUGCAGAACUGUGAGCCCAUAGAGAGCAAGCUCCGGAGGAGAAUUCAGGGCUGCUGGCGGGAGUUCUUGAAGGAAUGCAAAGAGAAGGACGUGACCAAGCAGGGGGAGAUCACCACGGCUGAGUUCCUAGCUCUCGUGGAGAAGUUCAGUCUGGACAUAAGCAAAGAGGAAUCUCAGCGGCUCGCCGUGAAGUAUGAUGUAAAGAACAGCGGGAAAUUUGCUUACUGUGACUUCAUUCAGAGCUGUGUCCUCCUGCUGAAAGCGAAGGAAACCUCGCUGAUGCAGAGAAUGAAGAUCCAGAACGCAAACAAGAUGAAAGAAGCUGGUGCUGAGACUUCUUCCUUUUACUCGGCUUUACUGCGGAUUCAGCCCCAAAUUGUGCACUGCUGGAGGCCGAUGCGACGCACCUUCAAAGCCUACGAUGAGGGCGGGACGGGGCUCUUGAGCGUGGCUGAUUUCCGGAAGGUCCUGAGACAGCACAGCAUCAACCUCUCGGAGGAGGAGUUCUUCCACAUCCUGGAGUAUUAUGACAAGACACUGUCUUCCAAAAUCUCCUACAACGACUUCCUGCGGGCCUUCCUCCAGUAGGCGGCCGACGGGUGCCUCCAGUGCAGAUGGGUGGGGACCACGCGGCCUGUCCCUAAGACGAAUGAGAUCACAGAAUCGGGGGCGGGGGGGGGGGGGGGCUCCAGAAACACACGCGGCCCCGUGUCUUUCCCGGCGGUUAAGGCUUUGCGCUGCCCCGCGGCCAUAGCUUCAGCCACAGCUCUGCCCCACGGAGCCACGGGACCCUUCACUCAGUUGGAGCAAAUAAAAUGUUAGUCUUUGCAGAAA